Paramisgurnus dabryanus is the source of this 5050-nucleotide messenger RNA. RefSeq names its product Rho guanine nucleotide exchange factor (GEF) 25b (gene arhgef25b). Gene Ontology annotation, cellular component: extrinsic component of membrane; cytoplasm. The record is from RefSeq and is a predicted model, not a curated record. Gene Ontology annotation, molecular function: guanyl-nucleotide exchange factor activity. NCBI's taxonomy places the organism in Eukaryota, Metazoa, Chordata, Actinopteri, Cypriniformes, Cobitidae. Gene Ontology annotation, biological process: axon guidance.
GUGUUGAAGAACAGGGAGGGAUUGGGGGAGGUGGGCAGCAGAGAGGAGAAAAGAUAAGAAUGUGUGUCAGUCAGUAAAAGCUGAGUGGGGAUGAACUCAUCACAGUUAAACUGCAGUGCUGGACCAGUAGAGAAGAUACAACAAAACAAACAAAAAGAGGAAAAUGAAGAGUUUGGCCAAACUUCACAGCAACACAGAUCAGCUGCUGACAUCUUUAUCAAACACUCUUCCAUCCCUCACUUUGAGUAACCAGCACUGGAUUGAAGAGAGCGCUGAAGGGCAUCUUUUAUUGGAAGACAAACAGACUUGUUCAAAGAAGAGUGCAGAAUGGGAAAAUGGAGAACAAAGCAGGAGCUCUGCAAGAUGCAAACACAUACCUGAGGGCAAAGAACCGUACACAUUGACUGAACUCAGUGAUGUUUCCUUACAAUCCAGUUCACCUUCAGCUGCUGACUCCAGUGAUGACCUCUCUCCAAUCUCACCCAACAACCAUCGACCUCUCUCCACCGAACGGUCCUCCUCGGCUCCCCAUCGCUCUGUUAAGGCCCUCAAGAGAUGGCUGAGCAGUCCAGUACGACGGCUAAGUCUGGGAGGAGGUGGCAAAGGUCAAAGUUUAAAGGACACGUUCCUUCCUCACUCACCUUCACAAAGCCCACUGAGUCAACCAGAGAAGUCCAAAAAACUUCCCCGUCCUUAUAGAUCUUUGGACUGUGAAGAGCUUUCACGACCAAACUCGUCUGACAACAGCUAUUACCCAAGAUACUUAAAUGAUAUAUUGCAGUUUCAGAUGCAUCACACAUGCAACUUGCUCCCUGGUGACAAUGAGUCGUCCGUUACUUCAGAGGAACAUGCACGAUCAAACGAUCCAGAGGUCCAGAAAACUGCUUUGGAGAAAAGCAUAUAUGUGUUAAAUGAGCUGGUUGAGACAGAGAAGCUGUAUGUGGAAGAUCUCGGGCUUGUCGUGGAGGGUUACAUGGCCACAAUGAAAACUAAUGGGGUGCCUGAUUAUUUGGAGGGAAAGGAUAAAAUUGUAUUUGGAAAUAUUCAUCAGAUCUAUGACUGGCACAAAGACUAUUUCCUUGGCGAGUUGGAGAAAUGCGUGUCUGAGCCUGAUCUUUUGGCUCAAUUGUUUAUCAAACAUGAGCGAAGGCUUAACAUGUAUGUGAUCUACUGUCAGAACAAGCCAAAGUCAGAGCACAUAGUUUCAGAAUAUAUUGAAACCUAUUUCGAGGAAAUGAGACAACAUCUGGGUCACAGACUGCAGUUGAAUGACUUGCUUAUUAAACCAGUUCAGAGAAUCAUGAAAUAUCAGCUACUGCUCAAGGACUUCUUAAAGUACUACACUAAAGCAGGCAGACAAACAGAAGAGCUUGAAAGGGCUGUGGAGGUGAUGUGUUUUGUUCCAAAGCGAUGUAAUGACAUGAUGAAUUUUGGAAGACUUCAAGGUUUCGAGGGUAAGCUGAGCUCACAAGGGAAGCUCUUGCAGCAGGACACCUUUACCUUGAUUGAGAAUGAGAACUCCAUUAUCUCCCGUCCCAAAGAGAGACGGGUCUUCCUCUUUGAGCAUCUUGUCAUCCUUAGUGAACCAAUCGACCGCAAGAAAGGCUUUUCCCUGCCAGGAUACAUCUAUAAAAACAGCAUCAAGGUCAGUUGUUUGGGCAUUGAGGAUCGUUCCAUAGACGACCCCUGCCGGAUGGUGUUGACAUCUCGUAAUGUUGAUGGAAGCAUGCACCGAUUUACCCUUCAUGCAUCAUCUCCAGAAAUCAGACUAUCCUGGGCAAAUGACAUCCUACAGAUUCUGGAAUCACAACAAAACUUCUUAAACGCCCUACAAUCUCCUAUUGAAUACCAGAAGCAAAAAAUCAAAUCUCAUAGCCUGGGAAAACACAUGACAGCAGCACAGUCACUGGACUUCGAACUGCAACCGUACAGCUCCGGCUCCAUAGACCGCCAGCGACUACCCAGCCUGCACUCCUGGAUUUCUUCACAUCCCUCAUCAUCUCAUUAAAUGUGUCCACAUUGGCAUCUUCCUCUGCUGAGCUGAAUAGAAUCCCACGUUCAGAAGAACAGUUUUAAGAACAUGGUCUAUUCUUGGUCACAAUCGCAGAUUGAAUUUAUUUAAUUGAAACUGAAUUGAGAAAAUGGUCAAAUAUUGGACCCAAGCUGUCACUGGGCCAGUACCCUAAAGGGUCCUAAUAUGUACCAUUUAGGUACAGAUAUGUAUACAUUUGGGGUCAAAAUGUACCUUUGAGGGUGAUACGUGUAUUACCUUGGGUUUUGGUGCAAAGGUACUUUUUGAAAGGGUACCACCAGCUAGGGACCAUUUUUGACAAUUUUUUCUGACAGUGUAUUUUGACCUAUAAUACAAUUUAUUUUUAUUUUAGUUGCCAGAAAAGAAUUGAAGGUAAUGUGCUGUGUGGGUUAAACUUGAUGUUUAAACCAUGCUUGAGUGACAAAUCUGACUAUAAAAUACAUAAAACAUAUCCAGAGAUGUGUCCACGCGUGUGUAUUAUUUUUGAAUAAUUCAAAGGACCGGAGUCAAUUAUUUCACUUAUACGACAGGUCCCACAAACAUUGCUCCGGUGCCUAUUUUUAAGACAUUUGACAAGUUAGGUGUGCGGUUUACAGAAAAAUAAUCAACACCCAUUGAACAUUUCUCGAUAAUAAGAAAAAACAGCCCAGUGGUAUAAGGUGGAUUUAAUGUACUGUAUGCUGAACAGACUAGAAUUUCUGAAAACUUUAUUCUUCAGUGCCAUGUGACAAUUGCAUUUACUGAAUGUAUAGGGGAUUAUAUUGACGGGAAAAAAUGUCAGGUACAGUAACUUUAUAUUGUGUACUCAUAAUAAAAUCUGUUAAAUAUUUCAAUUAUUAAAACAAAACAGUUGUUACAGUAUUCAAAACAAGGUGAUCACUGAAUAAUUCAGAGAUUUGUUAAUGGUUCUCAUUUCAUUCUGUCACUUAAAAGAUUCUUAAGUCAACACUUUUGUGGUGCAUAAAUUUAUCACUAUUUUAAGCCAUGAGUAAGACAGAAGACUCAAACAAAUGCCACAUAUUUUAUCAUCAAGCCUUUAUCUCAUUCCAUUCCACAACAAUCGCUUUUCUCUCUUAUAUUUAAAAAAACUUUUCACUUAAAGGGACACUUUACUUUUUUUGAAAAUAUGCUCAUUUUCCAGCUACCCUAGAGUUAAACAUUUGAUUUGUACUGUUUUGGUGAUAUCACGCACUGCCCGAAAAUGUCCUUGGUUACUUUCAAUAGCAGGGGACUAUUUUCAGGCGCUGCAUAAUAUCAUUGCGCCUGCUGCAGCCAUGUUACGGCAGCAAAGUUCUUGAUUAUUACUAGGGAUGCACCGAAUCCAGGAUUCGAGUCUUUGAUUUUUUUCGACCGAACCGAACCCUAGGCUUGCGCUACGGUGGACGACGGCACAUGGCCGUUGAUUACACACAUCGGGUGCUGACCUGGAGAUAAGCAUUUUUUUCGGUGAGCCUUAGGGGCGGUUUACAUUUCGUGGACGCACAUGGAAAAAACUAGCGCAUCACACCGCAUCGCUUUCAUUAUGCAUAGGCUUAUGGUAAUUGUCAAAAUAGUUUUUCCCAGUUGUCAUCCUGGCAUAAUGUUGCCUGUCCUUUUUUUACAGUUAAAAUCAAAUAAAAUGAAAAAUACACUGCUGUGGACGUUGUUUACUUCAAUAAUACGUUUUACUGUGUUAAUGGAAUAAGGAUGCGAGUAGGAUUCGGUUUCGGACGAAUCUUAAACAGUGGAUUCGGUAUUCGGCCGAACCCAAAAAAUCUGGAUUCGGUGCAUCCCUAAUUAUUACGCCAGUUUGAGAGUAUAGUUCAGCCAUAUCUGCCUAGAAAAUUGCGAUUAAUUUUUCUGUCGGUCUUAGUACACGAUGUCACUACAGAAGAGUCUUAAAUAGGAAAAAUAUCAAAACUCUUUGGUUAUUUUUUUGCGGAAUGCUAAUGGUCUAAUCAGAUUUAAUGGAUUAUGCUAAGCUAUGCUAAAAGUGGUAGCGCCAUACCCGGGGAUCAGCUGAAUGGAUAAAAAAAUGGUAAAAGUCAAAUGUUUAACUGGAAAAUGAGCAUAUUUCUAAAAAAGUGUCCUUUUAAAGUUCAUGGGCUUUUGCAUACUACAUUUUUUAAUGAUCACUUGUAUUUUAUUUAAUUUUUGGGACAAAGGAAUAGCAACCUACUAAAGAGAUACAAAACGUCACCAACAUAAAAUUAUAUUUUUUUCUUUUCAUGCAGACACACUGAGAAACCCAGAGAUGCGACAGAAAGUGCAGUAAACUGAGAGGAAGCAAGGAAGGUGUUUGAGCAACAAAUAAUAUUCAAUUGGGUCAUUUGUAACCCAUUGCCUCGUUACAUUACUCCAAAUUUAAACAAAACACUCAAGCCUCGCUUCAGUCCUUAUACAGUACAUGCUCCCUUUGAGAGCUUAUAUAUUAACACCUCAAUAUGCAGGUAAGCUAACAGAAACAAAGUCUGCAUUUUUAAAUAUUGAUCAACUGAUCGGUGACUGCUAGAGUGCUCCAUUACCAUUUAAAAGGAUUUUGCGCAUUUUAUGAGGAAAACAAAUAGACAGGUUAGGGUUGCAUUAUCUUUACGUGCAGCACUUUGUUAUUAACCUGACUGCAUAAUCAAUAAACACUUGAUUCCAACUGAUCCUCUGUUUUUAAUAUUUUUAAGGCUUUUUGGACAGCCAUGCAAUAAAUUACUCCUGUAUGGCACCAUUUUUACACAGGAUGUAACAAAACAGGUGAAAAAAACAGCCACACAAACACUCGCACACAGAGUUAAAAUCUUUGACAAGGCAAUAAUGCUCAACAUUAUAUUCGAAGAAUAUGCGCUUCCAUGUGUAAUGCAGCAAACAGUCAUUUGGGCCAUACUAUAUGUUUUUUUUGGGUGUGACAAUGUAAAUGCACAGUACAUCUGAUCUCUCUCUCUCUCUCUCUCUCUUACACACACACACACACACACACACACACACACACACACACACACACACACACACACACACACACACACACACACACACACACACACACACACA